This is a messenger RNA of Bipolaris victoriae FI3, 555 nucleotides long. RefSeq lists its product as hypothetical. Lineage: Eukaryota; Fungi; Ascomycota; Dothideomycetes; Pleosporales; Pleosporaceae. The record is from RefSeq and is a predicted model, not a curated record. Gene Ontology annotation, cellular component: cell wall. Bases 1 to 555 code for a protein of 184 amino acids. Gene Ontology annotation, molecular function: structural constituent of cell wall. The transcript has 2 exons.
AUGCGUUUCUCCACCAUCUCCGUCGCUUUCUUGGCCGGUGCCGUCGCCGCUGCUCCUCAGUACGACGUCCUCCCAAUCAGCCAGAUUUCCGACGGUCAGAUCCAGGCUCCUCCUGCCACUCCCCCUGCCGUCUCUGCCACCUCUGCCGUCCCCUCGGGCGUUCCUUCGGUUGUGCCUUCUGGCGUCCCCUCGGCUGUCCCCUCUCCCUCUGGCGUUCCCCAGGUCCCCUCUCCCUCUGAGGUCCCUGUCGGCACUGGCCCCGUCCCUCUCCCAUCUCCCACUGCCACCCCCGUCGCUCCUGGCACCCCUGGCACCACCCCCAUUGUCAUUCCUCCUGGUGGCUCCAACUCCACUGUCCCCGCUCCCUCUGGCAGCGGUGCUCAGUCAAGCGGUCCCAGUGCUAGCGCCAGCGGAUCUUCCCCCGCUGGUUCUACCGGUGCCUCCAGCAGCCCUACCUCCUCCGCCAGCGUUCCCCAGGCUAGCGGUGCCGCCGCCGGCAACAUGGUCUCCUUCGGUGGCCUUGUCCUUGCCAUCGGUGCUGCCGUCUUCGCUUAA